Molecule: messenger RNA, 1500 nt
Organism: Vigna radiata var. radiata (mung bean)
Lineage: Eukaryota; Viridiplantae; Streptophyta; Magnoliopsida; Fabales; Fabaceae
Exons: 5
Coding region: 1-1500 (499 amino acids)
Biological process (GO): DNA transposition
Molecular function (GO): DNA binding; transposase activity
Source: RefSeq, a predicted model, not a curated record
AUGGCAUAUUGUGCUUAUACGGAAGUCAUUCAUACAUGGCAAUUGAGGACUAUUGUUGACAAUCACAUAUGUAGUAGAGAGCACAAAUUAAGAUUACUUAAUGCAAAAUGGCUCAGUAAGAGGUUGGAAAAAACUGUUAGAGAAAAUCCCCAAGUAAAGGGAGUGGAAAUUCGGGAGAAGAUAAGUAGAAAAUGGAAUGUAGGUGUAUCUAGAUGUAUGGCUUAUAGGGCAAAGGCUAUUGCUUCAGACCAUGUUGAUGGGUCUUUCAAAGACCAAUAUAUAAGGAUUUAUGACUAUGCGAAUGAGCUCCUAGCUCGUAAUCCAGGAUCAACAGUGAAGGUCAAAGUUGAAGAGACUGUGGAUGGACACAUUUUUAAGAGGUUUUAUACAUGUCUGAAGGCCUGCAAGGAUAUUUUUGUGUCCUGCAGGCCAAUUAUUGGGUUGGAUGGUGCUUUUCUAAAAGGGAAAUAUGGUGGAGAAAUGUUAACUACUGUUGGUAGAGAUGCAAAUGACCAAAUGCUACCUCUUGCUUAUGUUGUGGUGGAAGUUGAGAACAAGGAAACUUGGAGAUGGUUCCUUGAACUUCUUGUUGAAGAUCUUGGUGGGAUAGAAGUUGCUUCAUCAUUUACAAUCAUGUCGGACCAGCAAAAGGGACUGCUGCAAGCUAUUCAAGAAGUGGUCCCUAGAGUUGAUCAACGUUUCUGUGUUAGGCACCUUUACACGAAUUUCAGAAAGCAAUUCCCUCGAAAACAACUAAAGCGAUUGAUGCACUGGUCAAGAUCAAGAUUUAGCAACAAACCUCAGUGUGAUAAUUUGGUAAACAUGUCAGAGGCUUUCAAUAGUGUAAUGCUGCAUACAAGGUCUAAGCCAAUUGUAAGCAUGUUGGAGGACAUCCGCCUUUAUUUGAUGAAGAGACGGGCAACUAACAGGACAAAAAGCCACUCAUUGUCUGGGGAGAUUUGUCCAAAAAUCAAGACUAGACUAAAUAAGGAGUCUCAGUUAACUAAAUAUUGGAUUCCAUGCUGGUCAGGCAACAAGAUUUUUGAAGUUCGCCAUGUGUCCCAAGCGGGAAGUGGGACUGCCAUACCAUGUUGCCACUCCUUGGCUGCUAUGAAAUUCUUAAAUAUAGAUGCAGAGGACUUCAUUCCAUGUUGCUUUAGGAAGUCAACAUAUGAAGAAAUAUAUUCUUCAAUUGUCUACCCAAUAAAUGGUAACAAUAUGUGGGACAUUACCACAUAUGUUGAUGUCCUCCCUCCACCGAAAAGGAUAUUACCUGGGAGGCCAAAGAAGAAGAGAAGGCUGGACCAAUGGGAGUUGGUCAAGGACGACAGAAGAAUGAGGAAGGGUGGUUUAAAGAAAAGAUGUGGCAUUUGUAAGGAGCUCGGCCACAACAGGAAGUCUUGCACCAAAGGAAAACAGGCCCCUAAUUUGAACUCUCAACAACCUAUUCAAACUAACUCAUCAAAUCAGGAUGAAGCAGUAGCCCAAGGGAAUCAAUGA